AUAGAGAGAGAGAGAGAGAUAAUAGUUCACUUCUUCGACGAUUCAGCCAUGGUUGUGGCUCUGGGUCCUGGAAAGUUCUACGGCAGCAGCCUCCCAAGGCCUAGAAUAUACACAGACGUGAAGUUCAACGACGACCGAGUCGACCCACCAGUAUCUGUCCUCGACCCACUGAUUUCUUGGGCCCAUGAAGCUCACUGGUCAAUGGGUGGCCUUAGCUUCAAGCGCCUCCGUCUCCAAGGCCGAAUCGAAGGCAGCAUCAAGAAACUCCGUGCCGAGCGCGAAAAAUUCCUCAAGAAAAGGAAACACAGCGAAACCACUGAUCGGCAGAUCGGCAAAAGUAGUGCUAAAGAUUCGGAGUCGAAUAAGAGUAGUAGCCCAUCUCCGCCUCCUGCUCCGAUUGCGGUGAAACGGAGGCGAUUCAUGGCCUUGCUUGAUGAAGAAGAUGAUAAUGAAGGAAAAGAAAUGAUGAAGAGUGGUGACAAUGGCGGUGGUCUCGGGGUUAGGGUGGUUAAGCGGAGGUUGACGAGGAAGCUUGGUGAUGAUUUUGAUAGGGUGGCGAUGGAGAGUGGGAUUGGGGAGAAAAGGGGUAGUCCGGUGAAAGGUUCGAGUGGUUGGUCAGAGGUAGUGGGGUCAAGGACCAGAGGCCGGAGGAGUGAGGAGGGUGGUGGUUCUGAGGUGGUAAAGGUGGUUGAGAAAUUGAAUGAAUUGAAGUCUAAUGGUAAGAAGCUGAAGGGAAAUGUGAAAGGUAAGGGGAGUAGUGAGAAGGGCGGGACUAGGACUUCGCCUAGGUUGGCGAGGCGUGGGUCGAGGUAGAGGUGUUUGAUGAAUUGUCUCACUAAUGCAGCAAUAGAUUUACAUAUCGUAGGGCUUUUUACUUAUGUUUUCUGUUUUUGUUUGUUUUUUUUUUAAAGUUUUGUUUAGCUUUGAUCUGU
Molecule: messenger RNA, 932 nt
Organism: Ilex paraguariensis (yerba mate)
Lineage: Eukaryota; Viridiplantae; Streptophyta; Magnoliopsida; Aquifoliales; Aquifoliaceae
Source: the annotation of a GenBank genome assembly